Salvelinus sp. IW2-2015 is the source of this 2762-nucleotide messenger RNA. Its product is annotated as V-type proton ATPase catalytic subunit A. The record is from RefSeq and is a predicted model, not a curated record. Gene Ontology annotation, molecular function: ATP binding; ATP hydrolysis activity; proton-transporting ATPase activity, rotational mechanism. Gene Ontology annotation, cellular component: lysosomal membrane; proton-transporting V-type ATPase, V1 domain. Gene Ontology annotation, biological process: proton transmembrane transport; ATP metabolic process. Lineage: Eukaryota; Metazoa; Chordata; Actinopteri; Salmoniformes; Salmonidae.
UUUUGACUCCCAGAGCUCGUAUUUUCUAAUGUAAUCUAGGGCUUCCGAGCCACAAUGGUGAUUGUUUCCUAAAAUAGUCUUGCGCCUGUCAGUUGAUCAGUCUCCUAAUACGACAGAAAAUUCUGAAGGGCCCUGGACCAUUGAAUACUAAGAGAAGACACACACACACUCAGGAUGGACACUUCCAAGCUUCCUAAGAUCCGUGAUGAAGAGCGGGAAAGCGAGUUUGGAUAUGUGCAUGGAGUUUCUGGUCCAGUGGUGACGGCCACCGCCAUGGCAGGAGCGGCCAUGUACGAGCUGGUGCGUGUGGGUCACAGUGAGCUGGUGGGAGAGAUCAUCAGGCUGGAGGGAGACAUGGCAACCAUUCAGGUCUACGAGGAGACCUCUGGUGUGUCUGUCGGAGACCCUGUCCUUCGGACGGGAAAGCCCCUGUCUGUAGAGUUGGGUCCGGGAAUCAUGGGGUCCAUUUUUGAUGGCAUCCAGCGGCCCCUCAAAGACAUCAAUGACCUCACUCAAAGCAUUUACAUCCCUAGAGGAGUCAACAUUGGAGCCCUCAACCGUGACCUCAAGUGGGAGUUUACACCUGGCCAGAGUCUUAGAACCGGCAGUCACAUAACAGGUGGGGAUAUCUAUGGUACGGUCUUUGAGAACUCGCUGAUCAAACACAAGUUGAUGCUGCCUCCCCGGAGCAGAGGCACUGUCACCUACGUGGCCCCACCUGGAAACUAUGAUGUCAAUGAUGUGGUGCUGGAACUGGAGUUUGAGGGUUUGAAGGAGAAGUUUACCAUGAUCCAGGUCUGGCCAGUGCGACAGAUUCGCCCAGUCACAGAGAAGCUACCUGCCAAUCACCCCCUGCUCACCGGCCAGAGAGUGUUGGAUGCCCUCUUCCCGUGUGUCCAGGGUGGUACUACUGCUAUCCCAGGAGCCUUCGGUUGUGGCAAGACUGUGAUCUCACAGUCCCUGUCCAAGUAUUCCAACAGUGAUGUCAUCAUCUACGUGGGCUGUGGAGAGCGUGGAAAUGAGAUGUCUGAAGUGUUGAGAGAUUUCCCUGAGCUUACAAUGGAAGUGGAUGGAAAGGUUGAAAGUAUCAUGAAGAGAACAGCUCUAGUGGCCAACACUUCCAACAUGCCUGUCGCUGCUAGAGAGGCCUCUAUUUACACAGGAAUUACUCUGUCUGAGUACUUCAGAGACAUGGGCUACAACGUCAGCAUGAUGGCCGACUCCACCUCCCGGUGGGCCGAGGCUCUCAGGGAGAUCUCAGGACGAUUGGCUGAGAUGCCUGCUGACAGCGGGUACCCUGCCUACCUGGGAGCCAGACUGGCCUCCUUCUAUGAGCGUGCUGGCAGGGUUAAGUGCCUGGGCAACCCAGAGAGAGAGGGCAGCGUCAGCAUUGUUGGAGCUGUGUCUCCCCCUGGUGGAGACUUCUCUGAUCCUGUUACUUCAGCUACACUGGGUAUUGUACAGGUGUUCUGGGGCCUGGAUAAGAAGCUGGCUCAGAGAAAGCAUUUUCCCUCGGUCAACUGGCUGAUCAGCUACAGCAAGUACACGCGGGCGCUGGACGAGUACUACGACAAGCACUUCCCUGAGUUUGUGCCGCUUCGCACCAAGACCAAGGAGAUCUUGCAGGAGGAGGAGGAUUUGGCUGAGAUUGUACAGCUUGUAGGCAAGGCAUCUCUCGCUGAGACCGACAAGAUCACAUUGGAGGUUGCUAAACUACUCAAGGAUGACUUCCUGCAGCAGAAUGGCUAUACUCCGUAUGACAGGUUCUGCCCUUUCUACAAAACGGUGGGCAUCCUUUCCAACACAAUUGCGUUCUACGACUUGGCACGCCAUGCAGUGGAGACCACGGCUCAGAGUGACAACAAGAUCACCUGGUCCAUGAUCCGGGAGCACAUGGGAGAGAUCCUCUACAGACUCAGCUCUAUGAAGUUCAAGGAUCCAGUGAAGGAGGGCGAGGCCAAAAUCAAAGCAGACUACUCUCAGCUGCUGGAGGACAUGCAGAAUGCCUUCCGUACCCUGGAGGACUGAGCUCUCCCCUCCCUCCCCUCCUAGCCCCCAGUGCUCUCUGGCCCCUGUUUGUGAAUGUCUACUUAGGCCAGUGACAGUCACACCUCAGUCAUUCCUAAGUGUUCAAUCCUCCACAUUCCAACACGAUGUUCAACCCCUUUAUUUCUCUUUUAAUUUCACCAUACUGUCAUGUACAAGGCAGUACUGGAAUCAUUUUUUUCUCUCAGUUUAAACUUGAAUUCAUGUUUACCAAAUCUAUUACCAUUAGCAAAACCAUCAUCCGUGACCCCAUCGUAUGGAUGUUCUCCUCUCCCUUCAGCCCCCUUGUCAUCCAUGAAGAGCACACGACUACAGCCCUGGUUACAGACAAUAAUCAGUGGACCCCGAUCAGGUACUACACUUGUACUUAACUACUAGCUGAAACACGUGGAGUGUUACCUUCAUCUCCCAGGUGUGACUGACCACCACCAAUAGAUGGUUGACAAAAAUGGGAAUGUACACAGGGGUAAAGGGACAGAGGCACCUUGUUUAUUUCAGGAGGUUGAGGCCCUCUUCCUCUCAAUGCCUCUCAGAUGGUAUUUUAUGUUCUUCUCUGUGGAUAUUUAGAUGUUGUCAAUGUUGUUGUUUUUCUGUUGUGUGAGACAGAAACUGUGUGUGUGUGUGUGUGUUAGAAUCAGUUGUCUCCACCUUGAAGGCAUAUUUAUGUCACAUGUAUUGUGUAAGUCUAAAGAAAAUAAAUGAAUGGGAAAUAAUCA